This is a messenger RNA of Sipha flava (yellow sugarcane aphid), 633 nucleotides long. RefSeq lists its product as uncharacterized. NCBI's taxonomy places the organism in Eukaryota, Metazoa, Arthropoda, Insecta, Hemiptera, Aphididae. The transcript has a single exon. Bases 1 to 633 code for a protein of 210 amino acids. The record is from RefSeq and is a predicted model, not a curated record.
AUGGCUCACACUGAGAUUGAAGAACUUGAUGUUUCGGAGGACGAUGAUCAGCAAUGUAAUGAAUAUAUAGAUUUUAAAAAUAAAUUAUACCAUGCUAAAGCAUUAUUAAUGCAGCUGAUAGAUGCUAACUCAAAUAAUCCAUCAAGUAGUCUUUACUAUAAGCUCACUAUAAGUGAGCUUACCAAAUACAAGACUGAAAAUAUAAUGAGGUUACCACCAGUGGAGAUUCCAAAAUUUGAUGGUGAUUGGCAAUGUUGGACAUCAUUUAUUGAUAGCUUUAAUAUUGUAUUCCAUAACCAUGAGAAUCUUGCUCCUGUUCAGAAAUUUCACUAUCUUAAAGGUUAUCUUGUGGGUCAGGCUAGUGAUGUUAUUUGGUCAAUUCCCACCACGGGUGAAAAUUAUUUACAAGCAUACAAUACAUUAAUGAACCGAUAUGAUAAUAAAAGUGUGAUCAUUCAAUCUCACAUCAGAUCACUAUUUGAUACACCUAAAGCCCUCAAACCUGCCUCACCAGCUUAUGCGUUUGAUAUUUUAAAAUCUAAGAAAAAAUUAUUAUCAUUACAACCUCCUUCUAUCAUUCGUAUCGGACCGUACACUACAUCAAAGAAAUUAUAUGAAAAAACUUCGUUGUGA